GAAAGAGAAGCAUAAACCCUUCCACCUUCAUCUUCACGCCGGCUUCCCCUUUCAGCAGCCCAGUGUCUCUCGCUGCCUCUCUCCCGUUCAGCGUUGCCCCGCCGCCGUCUCUCUUCCGGUCGUGUUGCCGCAUACUACGUCCUACCAGGUUGGGUAUUUAACGUUGUUGUGAGUUUGGUCCAAAUUAGAACAUGAAGCUUGACGUUAAUGUGCUGCGUUAUCUCUCGAAAGAUGAUUUUAGGGUUCUUACUGCGGUUGAGAUGGGGAUGCGGAAUCAUGAAAUUGUUCCUUCAGAACUUGUGGAACGUAUAGCUUCUCUAAGGCAUGGGGGAACUUACAAAGUCUUGAAGAAUUUACUCAAAUAUAAGUUAUUGCACCACGAUUCCUCUAAAUAUGAUGGGUUUCGACUUACGUACCUGGGAUAUGAUUUUCUUGCAAUUAAAACUUUGGUAAAUCGUGGAGUGUUUGUGGCUGUUGGUCGUCAAAUUGGUGUUGGGAAAGAGUCUGAUAUUUUUGAGGUUGCAAAAGAAGAUGGCACUGUGCUUGCCAUGAAGUUGCAUAGACUUGGUAGAAUUUCUUUUAGAUCGGUAAAAUCUAAGCGUGAUUAUUUGAGGCAUCGCAGUAGUUACAAUUGGCUUUACUUGUCUCGGCUUGCUGCAGUUAAAGAAUUUGCAUUCAUGAAGGCUUUGGAAGAACAUGGUUUUCCUGUUCCAAAUGCAGUAGACUCUAACAGGCAUUGUGUCAUUAUGUCACUUGUUGAAGGUUAUCCGCUUGUGCAGGUAAAACAGUUACAAAAUCCAGACGUGGUGUUUGAAACAAUCAUUGGUCUUGUCGUUCGUCUAGCUGAACAUGGACUUAUUCAUUGUGACUUCAACGAAUUCAACAUUAUGAUUAAUGAUGAUGAGAAGGUCACCAUGAUCGAUUUUCCACAAAUGGUUUCUGUCUCACAUCGCAAUGCCCAAAUGUAUUUUGAUCGUGAUGUUGAAUGCGUCUUUAAGUUUUUUAGAAAAAGGUUUAACUUGUCAUUCCAUGAGACCGUGGACGAUGAAAAUGAUGUAGAGAUUGACAAUGAUGAAAGUGCAAGGCCUUGCUUUUCUUCUAUAUCUAAAGGUGCAGGAAGUCUAGACAAGGAACUUGCUGCCAGUGGGUUCACACGAAAGGAGCAGGAAGACAUUGAAAAGUUUAUUGAAGGCGGACUCGAGGAAGAUGCAGAUUCUGGCGAGGAAGAAGCUGAAAGCUCUAAGUUAAAUGAAAUGGACAUCAAUGCAGUGGAACAUCUACGCAUAUCAGUUGAGGAGACCUUGAGUGGUGAUGAAAAUGUAGAGUUGCAGGGGAACCAUGAAGCAUGUCUGGAUGAUGUACCUGAGAAUGACUCAGAUUCAAAUCAGAACCAAGAAGCAAAUGAAACUGGAAUCUUGGAGAAUGGCUCAAGUGAAACGAGAGAUGAUGAAGGUGAGGCUAGAGAUGAAAACGACGAUACUGAACUGAACAAACGGUUGAACAAGCAGAGACAACGUGCCAUAGCAUCAGCCAGCGGAGGACGAAAGGGUCGUGCCUCGAGAAACACCUACAAAGACAAGGGUAGGAAGUCUUCUAACAAUUCCAAGAUUCAUAAACAAAUCGGCCUCUGGUGACGUUUUGGGAUACUUGAUGCUCACAUACAUCCUCACAUUGUGUCAAUUUUGUCCUCGUGCUUUAAUAAAACUUCGGUUUUGGUUUCGGUUUUAUCCCUAUGUUUUGGUUAUACUCGAGGCUAGAAGCCUUCUCAUUUGUAGUAUUUUGACAUAAUGAUUAAAGUAUAUUGACAAAAAUAGUAUUGGGUACGUAUAUAUAAUGAGUUAGAUA
This is a messenger RNA of Cucurbita pepo subsp. pepo (vegetable marrow), 1845 nucleotides long. RefSeq names its product serine/threonine-protein kinase rio2. The record is from RefSeq and is a predicted model, not a curated record. Gene Ontology annotation, molecular function: protein serine/threonine kinase activity; ATP binding. Gene Ontology annotation, cellular component: nucleus; preribosome, small subunit precursor; cytosol. NCBI's taxonomy places the organism in Eukaryota, Viridiplantae, Streptophyta, Magnoliopsida, Cucurbitales, Cucurbitaceae. Gene Ontology annotation, biological process: protein phosphorylation; maturation of SSU-rRNA.